Molecule: messenger RNA, 3253 nt
Organism: Dioscorea cayenensis subsp. rotundata (Guinea yam)
Lineage: Eukaryota; Viridiplantae; Streptophyta; Magnoliopsida; Dioscoreales; Dioscoreaceae
Product: non-lysosomal glucosylceramidase
Biological process (GO): carbohydrate metabolic process; glucosylceramide catabolic process
Cellular component (GO): membrane
Molecular function (GO): beta-glucosidase activity; glucosylceramidase activity
Source: RefSeq, a predicted model, not a curated record
UAUCCUGCCUGAUAACGUCUACUGCACGAGAAUAAAGCUUCGAGUGCCAAGUAGUGCUCACGCACUUCCUCUUACUUCCUGUUUUUCUCUCUGUUUUCGAGGUUAGGGUUUCAUUCAUUCGAUCGAUCUUUAGUAUGAGGUUCUUGUUUGUUUGAGUGGCUAUGUCUCAAAAUGGAUGUAGUAAGAGAGAGGAUGUUAUUCCUGAUUCUUCUCAGGCUCAGGCUAGUGUGGAUCCGGGAAAUCCUGUGGCUUUGACAUGGCAUCGACAGUUGACUGAUGAGGGGCGCAAAUUAUCACAUUUCAAGCUGUUUUUGCGGGAGAAGCUACAAUUGGCUCAUAUUGGUGUCCGUCUUGGACGAUACGUUAUAGAAGAAGCUGCAAAAGGGCAUGUUGCAGUCAUUGAUUUUCUGAGGAAGCGGUCGUUAACAUCUUGUCAGGGCAUUCCUUUGGGUGGCAUUGGGGCAGGAAGUAUCGGAAGAACCUAUAAAGGUGAUUUCCAGCGGUGGCAAUUGUUUGCUGGAGCAUGUGAAGAUGGAGCUGUCUUAGCAAACCAAUUUUCUGUUUUUAUUUCACGCUCAGACGGGAAGAAGUAUUCUACAGUACUUUUUCCGGAGAAGCCUGAAACUCUUAAAGCACAUGCCGUAUCAGGAAUUGGAUCUUGGGACUGGAACCUGAAUGGGAAAAAGUCAACAUAUCAUGCAGUGUAUCCAAGGGCCUGGACAGUAUAUAAUGGUGAACCUGACCCGGAACUUAAGAUAGUCUGUCGCCAGUUCUCACCAAUUAUUCCUCACAACUAUCGCGAAAGCAGUCUUCCAGUUGCAAUAUUUACCUUUACGCUGACAAAUUUGGGGGAGACAGUAGCAGAUGUAAAAUUGCUUUUUACAUUGGCUAAUUCUGUAGGUGGAAAUUCUGAAUUUUCUGGAUAUCAUUCCAAUUACAGAAUGGUAAACAAAGACGGUGUGCGCGGAGUACUUCUACAUCAUAGGACUGCAAAUGGGAAACCUCCGAUAACAUUCGCAAUAGCUGCACAAGAGACAUCUGAAGUUCAUGUCUCUGAAUGUCCUCGUUUUGUGAUAUCUGGAAACUCCAAGGAUUUCACAGCAAGUGACAUGUGGCAUGCUAUGAAAAAGCAUGGAUCCUUUAAUCACCUUGAUUACAUUGAAACGUCAACACCAUCAAAGUUAGGAACAUCUAUUGGUGCAGCCGUUGCAGCUUCUGUCACUGUUCCUCCUAAAGCUGUUCGUACUGUUACAUUUUCCCUGGCCUGGGCUAGCCCUGAAGUGAAGUUUCCUAGUGGACAAAUAUAUCAUAGGCGCUAUACAAAAUUUUAUGGCACUGAUCAAAAUGCAGCGGCUACACUUGCUCACGAUUCUAUAAUUGAGCAUGCUUUAUGGGAGUCUCAAAUUGAAGAAUGGCAACAACCUAUUUUGAAAGACAAGGACCUUCCAGAAUGGUUCCGUGUCACUCUCUUCAAUGAGCUCUAUUAUCUUAAUGCUGGGGGAACAAUUUGGACAGAUGGGUCACCACCUGUACGAAGUUUAGCGAGCAUUGAAAAAGUGAAAUUUUCUCUUGAUACAUUGGAUUUAAAUUGUACAAAGGUCACAGAUGUUGACCUUUGUGAUAACACAGCAGUUACUAUCCUUGAGAAAAUGACUUCGGUACUUGAGAAGAUUCACAUCCCUGCAGCAUCAAAUUCUGCUUUUGGGACUACAUUGCUUCAAGGAGAAGAAAAUAUUGGCCAGUUUCUCUAUCUGGAAGGCAUUGAAUAUUCCAUGUGGAAUACUUAUGAUGUGCAUUUCUACUCAUCUUUCUCACUCCUCAUUCUAUUUCCAAAACUUGAGCUAAGCAUUCAAAGAGAUUUUGCAGCAGCAGUUAUGAUGCAUGAUCCAGAGAAGGUUCACAUUAUCAGUAAUGGCAAAUGGGUGCCAAGAAAAGUUCUUGGGGCAGUUCCUCAUGAUAUCGGGCUAAAUGACCCUUGGUUCAAAGUAAAUGCAUAUAAUCUCCACAAUACAAACAGAUGGAAAGAUCUGAACCCCAAAUUUGUUCUGCAAGUUUAUAGAGAUGCAGUGUUCACAGGUGACAAAUCCUUUGCCAGAGCUGUUUGGCCUGCCGUCUACACGGCAAUGGCUUACAUGGAUCAGUUUGACAAGGAUAAAGAUGAGAUGAUUGAAAAUGAAGGCUGUCCUGAUCAGACAUAUGAUGUUUGGUCAGUAACUGGUGUGAGUGCUUACUGUGGGGGCCUGUGGGUGGCUGCUCUACAGGCUGCUUCUGCCAUGGCCAAUGAAGUUGGUGACAUGGAAUCUAGAAUCCUGUUUUGGCAAAAGUAUCUCAAGGCAAAAGCGGUGUAUGAGAAAUUAUGGAAUGGUUCAUAUUUCAACUACGAUGAUAAUGGUGGCAGAACAAGUUCUUCUAUUCAAGCAGAUCAGCUGGCUGGACAAUGGUAUGCUAGGGCAUGUGGUCUUUCGCCAAUUGUUGAUGAAGAGAAAGCACAAAAAGCGCUUGAAAAAAUAUUUAAUUUCAAUGUUUUAAAAGUUAAGGAUGGUAAGCGAGGAGCUGUUAAUGGGAUGCGACCAGAUGGUACCGUUGACAUGUCUGCAAUACAGUCUAGAGAAAUAUGGUCUGGAGUGACGUAUUCUGUUGCUGCUACUAUGAUCCAGGAAGGUAUGGUUCAAGCAGGAUUCAGAACCGCUCAAGGGGUUUAUGAAGCUGCAUGGUCUCAAGAUGGACUUGGAUAUGCUUUCCAAACACCAGAGGCUUGGAAUACCGAUGAUGAGUACAGGUCACUAUGCUAUAUGCGUCCUCUGGCCAUAUGGGCAAUGCAAUGGGCAUUAUCGCCGCCAAAGCUCCACAAGGAACAGGAAACAGAUAUAACAGAAAAUGAUGCGGCUUCACAACAAAAUAGCUCCUUCUCAAAAGUUGCCAACUUUCUGCAGUUGCCUGAAGAUACAUCAAAAAGCUUUAUUCGUGUUGUUUAUGAAAUUACUUGCAACAGAUGGAGGUCUUAACUAUUCUAGGAGGUUUGCUCAAUAUGUUGAAACUUGAUCUUGAUCAUGCCAAAAUGCAGGGGAAUUCAGUAUGCACGCCAAAAUAAGAUGUAUGGGGAUCGAUUCAAUUCAUACUGUUGUAAUUCUAGUCUUGUUCUCCAUUCUGUCAUUUUUUUUUUCCUUUCUUGGUUGUUGUUGUUGUUGUUCUUGUUGAUGAUGUUGUUGUUGUUUUCAGAACCUCAUAUAUUAAAGUAUUUUCUGUAAGUUCA